UCUGCUGCUUGAAUAAUUAUGUGGCAGUUUCCUAUGGCUUUGCUGGGUACCUUGUAUGCUUUGGCAUUAAAAAGCGCCAAGCUGCCAGCGUUCUUCACUCCAAAGCUGCACCCUGCCACCCGAGCCAGCUGCGGAGAGCAGCCCCCUGGUCCGACCAUGACAAACCUCAGGCCCCCUCCCUGCUGUGCUCCGGAGCCAGCUGUCCACGAAGCGGUUUAAGGGUUCAAGGAGGGGCUGGAGGCAGGCCCGCACCGAGCGCGGCCGCCCCCGGCUGGCGCAGACAGGCGGAUGGAAGGCGCGGCCCGCCCGGCGGCGCUGCCCCGAGGCGGCGGGGCCCGGGGGCGGCCGCCGGGAAGAGCCGCCCUCGGCCUCCGCCUCAGGCCGCGGCUCAGCCCCAGGCCUGCGCCUACCCACGGCCCAGCUCCCGGCGUCGGGGGAUGAGCAAACUGAAAAAGCUAAGUGAAGAUAGUUUAACUAAACAGCCUGAAGAAGUCUUUGAUGUUCUGGAGAAACUUGGUGAAGGGUCUUAUGGUAGUGUGUUUAAAGCAAUACACAAAGAAUCUGGACAAGUUGUAGCAAUUAAACAGGUCCCCGUGGAGUCAGAUCUUCAAGAAAUAAUUAAAGAAAUCUCUAUAAUGCAACAGUGUGACAGUCCCUAUGUUGUCAAGUACUAUGGCAGCUAUUUUAAGAACACAGAUCUCUGGAUUGUUAUGGAAUAUUGUGGAGCUGGCUCUGUUUCUGACAUAAUUAGACUUCGUAAUAAAACGCUAACAGAAGAUGAAAUUGCAACUAUUCUGAAAUCUACUCUUAAAGGACUUGAAUACUUGCACUUUAUGAGAAAAAUACAUAGAGAUAUAAAGGCUGGAAACAUCCUUCUUAACACUGAGGGACAUGCAAAAUUAGCUGAUUUUGGCGUGGCUGGCCAGUUAACAGAUACAAUGGCAAAACGUAAUACUGUUAUAGGGACUCCGUUUUGGAUGGCUCCUGAAGUAAUACAAGAGAUCGGCUAUAACUGUGUGGCAGACAUCUGGUCCCUUGGUAUCACUUCAAUAGAAAUGGCUGAAGGAAAGCCUCCAUAUGCUGAUAUUCAUCCAAUGAGGGCUAUUUUUAUGAUUCCUACAAAUCCUCCUCCAACCUUCCGAAAGCCAGAGCUCUGGUCUGAUGAAUUCACAGAUUUUGUGAAGAAAUGCUUAGUGAAAAAUCCUGAACAAAGAGCUACAGCAACACAGCUGCUACAGCAUACAUUUAUUAAGAAUGCCAAGCCAGUUUCAAUUUUAAGGGAUCUGAUCACUGAAGCUAUGGAGAUAAAGGCAAAGCGACAUGAGGAGCAGCAGAGAGAACUAGAAGAGGAGGAAGAAAAUUCAGAUGAAGAUGAGCUGGACUCUCACACAAUGGUGAAGACCAGUUCAGAGAGUGCUGGUACCAUGAGGGCCACAAGCACGAUGAGUGAAGGUGCUCAGACAAUGAUUGAACACAACAGUACUAUGUUAGAAUCGGACUUGGGGACCAUGGUAAUAAACAGCGACGAUGAUGAAGAGGAAGAUGGGACCAUGAAAAGAAAUGCUACUUCACCGCAAGUUCAAAGACCUUCUUUCAUGGACUACUUUGAUAAACAAGAUUCCAAGAACAAAAGCCCUGAAAACUGUAAUCAGAACAUGCAUGAACCUUACCACAUAUCCAAAAACGUUUUCCCUGAUAACUGGAAAGUCCCUCAAGAUGGAGACUUUGAUUUUCUAAAGAAUCUGAGUUUAGAAGAAUUACAGAUGCGAUUAAAGGCUUUGGACCCUAUGAUGGAACGAGAAAUUGAAGAGCUUCGUCAGAGGUACACUGCAAAGAGGCAACCUAUCCUAGAUGCGAUGGAUGCAAAGAAACGGAGGCAACAAAAUUUCUGAGUUUAUUUUCAGAGAUAAUCCUAUGGGUCAGUGUGGACACUGGUAACUUUUUAAGUCUGAAGGAAUCAAUUAUGAGAGUUUUCAAAAACCCAAUCUUCUGAAUUUUCCUUCACAAACAAUGACAAUUGGAGCAGUGAAAGAACAUACAUAUGGUGUUCUGCCAAGGCAGCGAAACACACUACCACUUGUUUGUAUUUUCAAAUGUUUAAUGUAAUAGAAGUUUAAUCUGUUACUUCCCAAUCUUUUUCAGGUGUAUAGUGGUAACUCAGUGUUGUACAUUAGGAGUUGUGUUUUGGAGCACCUGGAACUAUUUCUUCAUUGUGCAACACUACAGAGCCUUAUGUUGCAAUGUGUUUUCCUCCCACUUAGUAGCGUAUUUAUUAUGUAAUCUUUGGUUAUCCUAUUUAUUUUAUGCCUGUUUUAUUUUUUUCUUAGGAAGUACUAGGAUAAUAUUGUGGAGAGCAGAGCCAGAUUAAGUGAAAUUGAUAUUGUAGUAUAAUGAAAAGAAGCGCACCACUGUAUUAUCUUUUAAAACUCCAAUUUCAGUAAGCAUCCCAAUUCAGGACAGCACUUCAACAUGUACCCAGCCCAUUCUUAUAAGUAGGAUUUAAGUAUAAAAUAAGUAAUAGGCACAUGUUUUUCUGCUGUCCUGAAUCAGGGACUGUGGUUUUAAAUGAGCAAUACUGUUGUUAUGCUACAGAGCAUUCUUUUAGAAAGUAUUUCUGUCAUUUUUACGCACACUGAAUGAUCUCUUAUUUAACAAGAAAACAAGUGCCUAAUCAGUUUUGAUUUUUCUGUUAUGCAGCAGAAGCAAUACCUGCAGUCACUCCUUCAGUGUAAAUUUCCAAUUGCUAUUGCAAUUCUGACCAGUAUAAACCUCUAUUUUGCACCGUAGUUUUAUAAUGAAGCAACAGCUACAGUUUCUGAAUAUGUUUUUGGUUCAUUUAUGGUUUUUAUCACUGUUUUGAGGGAAGAGGGGAGUUAUUAGUGGUUUGGAUUGAGUUUGGUUUCACAUUAUAGAUAUGAAGGGAUAGUAAUUUAAAAGCCAAAGAAAAUAAAUUAAAUACUUAUAUAUUAAGUACUAAAAAGAAGCAACAUUUUGCAGUCCUCUAAGGGUUUUGUCCUGAAAUCACUAAACAUUCAGAAUUCCUGUAGUCUUCUGUUGGUAGACUUUGGGGAAUCAGAAAGGCAGGACCAAGCUCUUAAUAUCUUUUUACAAGUUCUUCUGUCUGGUUUAUAUUGUAGGAUAUCUAUCUAGUAGGCAGAAUUUACAACAUUGCAAGAAAUAUUUCGGACUUAGCAGAAAAUGUGAUCCACUUUCUGAACAAUCUACUGUGUUCUCUACCGAUAUCUUUACUAUUGUUGCCUUUUGUGUAAAUAACUUUACGUGAUAGUCAUACUUCUUUAAACAGUACAGCUGAAAAGAUCUUUACGUUCAACCUUCAGCUGUUAAAACUUUUAAUGGUGACUACUAUAUGGGCAUCUUCUGUUAAAUGUUUUCUGGAAGUUAGUUAUCAUCUCAUACCUCUUAACAUUUACCUUUGUCAUAUGUGGACCAUUUAGUUGGAGCAGUGCUGAUUUUGGAAAUGGUGCGUUAUAUCAUAAAGCUUAUGGAAAAGGAAAACAGAAGUUUUCACAAGAUCAGCAUGCCACAGCUAUGCUGGGACUUGGGUUCGAGGUGUAUACAGCCAUUGUUGUCAUUGUCAUUCUGUGUGUGUGUUUGCGUGCAUGCCACGCUCGUAACAUGUAAACCCUAGAGUCAAAUAAAUUUUAAUUGUGAUUGCUAGAACAUCCUUACCCUCAACUCUCUUCAUAAUUUCUUAAAGUAAUGAACAUUCCUUAUGAGAAAGCAAGAACACAGAAGAUCUUAAGAAUUACUUUAGGCAAGGUACAAUGCAUCUGGUAGUCCUAUGCCUCACGUUUAUACAGUGAAAUGAUGUAAAGUAAAAAAUGUUAUGAACAUAUCACCAUGUCAUUAGAUUCUAAUCAUAAUACAGCAAAAAAUAACAAUACCAACCUCCUCCUAUUAGUAUGAUUCUUAUUUAUUUUAAAUGAAUUUCUAAUUCUUAAACUUUCUAUUCUCAAAAACUCAAAGGUAUGUGUGUGUACAUAUAUUUGUGUAGGUAUACACAUAUAUAUGCAUAUCUAUAUAUAUAAGAAAAAAGAAAAAAAACAGGUUCAAAUCAUCAGGAGAAGAACCUGGCUUGCCUUUUCUUGGUGUGCCUUUUAAGCAAAGUGUCACUGUCCAGACACUCUUGCUUGCAUCACAGAAUCAUUUAGGUUGGAAAAAGACCUUUGAGGUCAUCAUUAGCAGCUUUCUUUGCCCUUACUCUCUUAAACUUUUCCCACCAAAAUUAAGACUUUGGUUUUGAAUAAUGUGGCUUUACAGUGUAACAAACAAUGUAAUAAAAUUAUAACAGUUUUCAUAUUUUGUGUGUGCUGAAAGCUUUAGUAAUGCAGUGCACUAAAUAUGAAUUGUCUGUCCAGAGGGACUCUAGUGCAAGGCUGGUUUAGACUAGAGCUCUUGUGAUCUGACAUCUGAAAGGUAUCAAAGGAUAAAGGACAUCCUUUCUUCAGUCCUGAUCUGUCUGCAUAGAAACAAAUUGAAUUAAUUUUGUGCAGAUGCAGGCAAAAAAUCUGAAAGCCAUGGAAUAAAAUAAACAACUGUAAACAAGCUACUUCAUGGGUGGAAAAUAGCUUCUGAUAUACCAUAAACUGGGCAGUUAUAGGAUGUUUUCGACCAAAGAAUACUAUCACCAAUUAAUAUGAAAUCAGUAAUGCUUCCCUUCUGAUAUGGUGCACGCUGCAGUCAGUGUAAGAGCUGUCUUUGGCUUCAGAAGCCAGUGUAUUUAUUGGGCUCUAAAUUAUGUGCAAAUGUAACAUAGAAAUAGGUUUUAUACUGAGAGAUGGAUACAACUUAUUUUUUCUUUCUUCUGUUUAUAAAAAUCAAUCAAAUCGUCCAUGCUGGUGACUACACAUCUCUACUGGAGGAUGGGCAUCUCUGUAAAGGAAGUGUGACAGUAUAAUAAAUAAGACAUUUUAAAAGCAAGCCUUGCAGGAAAUCUGGUAGAACUACUGACAAGUUAACCUUCAGUAAGAUUUUAACCAAGCAAUUUCUUGUUUGCUUCUGACUUUGUAUGUUUAGGUUUAGUAAGUAAAACAAAUUUUGAAAAAUCAUUACUUAUUACUAAAUAUUUGUAAUAAAAGCUAAUUUUUCAUGCAUAA
This is a messenger RNA of Falco peregrinus (peregrine falcon), 5117 nucleotides long. RefSeq names its product serine/threonine kinase 3 (gene STK3). Gene Ontology annotation, molecular function: ATP binding; protein serine/threonine kinase activity. Lineage: Eukaryota; Metazoa; Chordata; Aves; Falconiformes; Falconidae. The record is from RefSeq and is a predicted model, not a curated record. Gene Ontology annotation, cellular component: cytoplasm. Gene Ontology annotation, biological process: intracellular signal transduction; regulation of MAPK cascade; protein phosphorylation. The transcript is spliced from 11 exons. Bases 438 to 1892 code for a protein of 484 amino acids.